Rotaria sp. Silwood1 is the source of this 1068-nucleotide messenger RNA. NCBI's taxonomy places the organism in Eukaryota, Metazoa, Rotifera, Eurotatoria, Philodinida, Philodinidae. The record is from the annotation of a GenBank genome assembly.
AUGUCGAAACAAGCGUUUGAACAAGCGAACGAAGCUUUUGUUGACGAGAAAUAUGAAGAAGCAUAUGAAUUUUAUACAAAGGUUCUUGUGAAUGAUGAUAAGACUGAUCAUCAAUUUACUUCUAAAGUCUUGGCAUCACGUGCUCAAUGUUCAUUAAAAUUAAAAAACUAUGCCGAGGCAUUAAAGGAUAGUAAUGAUGCCAUUGAAUUAGAUGAAACAAAUAUCAAAGCAUAUCUUCGUAAAGGUGUUGCAUUAUAUAAUCAAGAUUUAAAAGAAGAAGCUCGGCAAGUAUUUGUUCGUGGACUUGAAUUUGAUUCUACUAAUGAACAAUUGAAAGUAUGGCAACAAAAAUGUGAAAAAGAAUUAGCAGAACAAAAAUCUGUUCCUAUGGCUGUUUCUGUUGAAAAAGAAAAAUUAACUACGAAUACUACACCUGUUGUUCCUUUGCCACCAGCAAAAAUUAAACAUUCAUUCUAUCAAACGGACAGUGUUGUUACUAUUCAAAUUCCUAUUAAAGGUCUUAAAAAAGAUCAAGUUCAAGUUCAAUCAACAGAUACAAAUAUUAACAUCAAGACAAAAAUACCUUCUUCAGGUCAAGAUUAUUCACUUGAACUUGAUCUUGCUUAUCCAAUUGAUUCAUCACGUACAACUUUUAAUGUUACUGGUUCAAAUAUCGAAAUCAAAUUAUAUAAACGAGAAGCUAUCCAGUGGACAUCAUUGGAUGCUCAAUCAACAACAGCUAAAGCUCUACCACCAGUUCCAAUGAGUCGACCUUUACUUGAAAAAGCACCAACUUAUCCAUCAUCAAGUCAACGUGCAAAAAAUUGGGAUCAAUUGGAAGCUGAAAUAAAAAAAGAUGAAAAAGAAAAUAAAGAUGAUAUGGGUGAUGCUAAUGCUAUUUUUCAAAGAUUAUAUCACGAUAGUGAUGAAAAUACACGUCGUGCAAUGAACAAAUCAAUGUAUGAAUCUGGUGGUACAUGUUUAAAUAUGAAUUGGGAAGAAGUAUCUAAAGGUCGAGUCACGUGUGAACCACCUGAUGGACUGGAAUGGAAGAAAUAUGAUUCAUGA